ACUGAGAGAGUAAAAAAAAAAAAUUUGUUUAGUCAGUUUAUGGGCUGACUGGCCAGCCUAAACCCACAAAUCUGGCCCAUUGGGUAAAAUUUACAGGCCGGCCUGACAUAAAUUGGAGUCAUUUUGUAAUAGCCAAAUUUCAGUUUUAGUCGUGCCCUAAUGGGCCGAUUAGUAGUUCAAGGAAGCAAGAACGCCUCAGAAGUGGAGCAUCAAAGCGGCAGUAGUUUUUCAAAGAGAAGAUGAAGAAAGAGUUGAGUGUUUACGCUCAGAUGCUAAGGUUGGUGAGGCGCUUACCAAUAGACUCGAGGCCUUACUACGCUAAAUACGCCCACGAGAACUUCGUUAAUUGUAGGGAAUUGAUUCGGAGGCCGGAGCCAAAAGAGCUGUUUAAAGUAAGGACCUGGAAGGGGCGAAGGAGAGGAGGCGGGGAGCAGAGGAAGUCGGCGGACGAAGGAGGGCCAGCGGCGGAGGGUUGCAAAGCUAAGGAGCUCUGGCGGCAGACAUGACGGAGCGAGAGAAGGAUCCUG
This is a messenger RNA of Durio zibethinus, 527 nucleotides long. The record is from RefSeq and is a predicted model, not a curated record. Lineage: Eukaryota; Viridiplantae; Streptophyta; Magnoliopsida; Malvales; Malvaceae.